GGAAUCCAACUAUCCACACGUCAUUUGACAACCAACAACUGACGUGACUAGUUUGAUUUCGGCAACCAAAUUUCUUUUUGGUGAGUGUUCUGUGAAAUACGACGAAAAAUGCAAAUUCCGAAUGAAUAUGUUUCCACGGCGGAAGAUUUUGCAGAUCAAGUAAUACGCAAAGGCAAAAAUGUGCUGCCGACAGUCGCGAGAUUAUGCCUCAUAUCGACGUUUCUUGAAGACGGACUUCGGAUGUGGUUUCAAUGGUCAGAACAACGGGACUACAUGAACAUGUCGUGGGGUUGCGGCGUCUUCCUCGCUACCAUGUUUGUGAUUAUAAACUUAGUGGGACAGCUUGGUGGCUGUGUGAUGGUGUUAGGACGACUGAAGGUCGAGAUUGCGUGCGGUGUCCUCUUCUUCAUAGUUGUACUUCAGACAUUCGCAUACAGUAUACUAUGGGACAUACAGUUUCUACUUCGGAACUUAGCUCUCAUCGGAGCGCUGUUAUUAGUUCUGGCGGAAGCACGAGGUGCCGAGGGACGGAGCCUCUUCGCCGGCGUGCCCAGCCUCGGGGAGAACAAACCCAAGACGUACCUGCAGCUGGCCGGCAGGAUAUUACUCGCGUUCAUGUUCAUCACUCUUCUGAGAUUUGAAGUCUCUUUCUUACAGAUUGUACAAGACCUAUUGGGUAGUAUACUGAUGAUCCUGGUGACGGUGGGCUACCGCACCAAGCUGUCGGCGCUGAUGCUCGUGCUAGUGCUCACAGUUCUCAACUUGUACCACAACGCGUGGUGGGCCGUGCCCUCAUACAAACCGCUUAGAGACUUCCUUAAAUAUGACUUCUUCCAGACACUGUCCGUGAUCGGCGGUUUGCUGAUGAUCGUGUACCUGGGCCCGGGUGGCGUCAGUAUGGAUGAACAAAAAAAGAAGUGGUAGGAGCGGCCGCGGCACAGUCCGCGCCUGCGCAGAGACUCUUUAAAUUUACACUAAGAAUUGUUAUGUGGUGCGAACGGACCGGACGAUUGUCAUCAGUGCCCAAACUGACUAGUCGGCGACAGAAUUGCAAUCACUGUCUCUUAUUUCAACCUCUUGUGCAAUGUAAUGUUACGUAAAUAUUGAUAUGUAAUGCUGGGCUGCACCUACGACUCGUAAUGAAUAUUCACACAAUUUGUUCAGUUAUCAUGGCGAAGUCCAGUCAAUUGUCGUGUAGGUGGUGAGCCAACCAGAGGGCCUACCACGAAAUAUUUUCUGAAAUUUUUGAGCCGAACGGAACGCAAAUUUCGUGUUAAAAUGUCAUAAUGCAUACCGUUUUAAAAAUAUUAAAAUAUCGUUCCUUUGAACUAUUAAGCUAGGAUUUAUGACGAACGAAAUCCCUCCUCCAUCUACUGGGCCUAUUUCGGUAUGAAUUUCAUUUCAUGAUAGACCCCCAGUUUUAAGUGCGACAAAGUUAGUUAAUUAGAUGAUUUGUAAUUAAAAAGAUUGUAAAAUUAUUGCUUGAUGUUUUGUUUAUAAUUCUGAAGCUGCAAUUAUUACUUUUAGUGAAUGUAACAUACGAUACUAAAUUUCGCCAUAGAUUGCUUCGUCACAAUAGGCAUAAGUGCAGCCCUACCAUGAGAGUAUUAAAAUUAUCGUCUUGGUGUUUAAAUUGUCAAUUUUAUUUUAAUGUGUUGAUUAAUUAUUAUUUUAUUGACAAAUUGAAUAAGCUGUGAUUGAUGCGAGACUAAUUAUAACGAAAAAAAAAAAACUGUCGUCAUUUAGAUUUUAUAAAAUGUUUAAAUUUUUGUAUACUUCUGUCAAAAUAUCGUAACUAGAUGUUGUUUACUUGGUUUAUGUUUGUUUACUUUUAUAUUCGUAUCUGUCGGUUAUUAAUAUCUUUAAAAUUGUCUAACUCUAUUGUGACUGUCCUAUUUAUAUGUCAUUUGUAAUACUUGCACAGUAAUUGUAAAUUCUGACGCUUUCUAUAUAAAUAAUUACAACACAACCCUAUCACAUGUUAUGUUGUGAAAUAUUUAUGUAUCUUGUAUGAAUCGGCAACUCAUUGCUCUAUUCCCCACAUAGAAGUGAUAUUUUCUUAGUGGAAUGUUAUAUUUUGUAUGUAAGUGUAUGUCGGAGCGAUGUUGUGGCUCAAUAACUUAAAUACUAAUGUAGAGAAUAAUUGGUAAGGACACCAGAGCUCAUAAAUGCAUGGCAAAUUAAUAUAUUUAUAAAUAUAUUUUAUUCUAAUUUACAGAGAAAUAUGAGGUGAAAAUAAAAUCAACAUACCACUCUUUCAUGUGUGUAACAGAAGAACAAUUAGAAAUAGGAUCGAUUGCGCCGAAGAUUAAAAAAGGCUAUCUUUAUAAAUAUUAUUAAUUAGCUGAUAUCAAUGUAUAAACUUAAUAUAUUUUCUUGAGAAAUAUAUAAAAUAUACCUAUAUAUUAGUAGAUGACGAAUAAAGGUCCUAUAAGGUAGCCGAAAGUGAGACUAGUAAAUGAAAAUUAGAUAUCUCUUAGUGUUGUGGGGCCGCAACUCGCUCCUCACGGUAUCGAUGUUUCAUUCCGAAUUUCUUCUAUCUGUUGUGAUGUCAAUGUAAAUAUAUAUUUUGUACUUAUUGACUGAAACCAACAGUAACUGUAUGGAUUCUUGAAUGUUAUGAAAUUCAUGACCGUAGAUAUGAAACUGUGUAGAAAUAAAUUAAUUCCAGUAGCCCUAAGUGCAAUCAGGCUAUCAUCACAAACUUACUUGAAAGGUUUUUUUUUAUUUUUCACCACAACAAAUUAAUUUUUACAUUAUUAUCAAAGUAUUUCAAUGAGAAAAAUAUUUUUAUAGUAUUUUUUUUUAUUUAUUAAUAAUUUGGCCAUAGAUAAAUUUUGCAUUCCUAAACAAAACCAUUUUUUUUGUUCUGAAAUAAAUUUUACAUGAUA
Messenger RNA from Galleria mellonella (greater wax moth), 2891 nucleotides. It is a transcript of the gene Surf4, whose product is annotated as surfeit locus protein 4 homolog. The record is from RefSeq and is a predicted model, not a curated record. Lineage: Eukaryota; Metazoa; Arthropoda; Insecta; Lepidoptera; Pyralidae. The transcript is spliced from 6 exons. Bases 109 to 924 code for a protein of 271 amino acids. Gene Ontology annotation, biological process: Golgi organization. Gene Ontology annotation, cellular component: membrane; endoplasmic reticulum; endoplasmic reticulum-Golgi intermediate compartment.